Penicillium arizonense is the source of this 1095-nucleotide messenger RNA. Its product is annotated as endoplasmic reticulum-Golgi intermediate compartment family protein. NCBI's taxonomy places the organism in Eukaryota, Fungi, Ascomycota, Eurotiomycetes, Eurotiales, Aspergillaceae. Gene Ontology annotation, biological process: endoplasmic reticulum to Golgi vesicle-mediated transport; retrograde vesicle-mediated transport, Golgi to endoplasmic reticulum. The transcript has 4 exons. The coding region runs from base 1 to 1095 and encodes 364 amino acids. Gene Ontology annotation, cellular component: endoplasmic reticulum; endoplasmic reticulum membrane; Golgi membrane. The record is from RefSeq and is a predicted model, not a curated record.
AUGAAUGGCUUCGACUCAAAGGGCCUCGACGAGGAUGCCUUCGGCGAGAAGUCCAAUCUAGCAGGUCUAAAGACCUUUGAUGCUUUCCCCAAAACCAAAUCAUCCUACACAACCCCAACCCGCAGCGGCGGCGUAUGGACCGUCCUAAUCCUAAUAAUCUGCACGAUUUUCAGCAUCUCAGAACUAAAAACAUGGUGGCGCGGCACAGAACACUACCAAUUCAGCGUUGAAAAAGGCGUCUCGCACGAACUCCAACUAAACCUCGACAUUGUGGUCUACAUGCCCUGCGACGAACUCCGCGUGAACAUCCAAGACGCAGCAGGCGACCGCAUCCUAGCAGGCGAGCUCCUCAAACGCGACAACACAAACUGGGACCUAUGGAUGGCAAAGCGCAACUACGAAACCUACGCCGGCGCCCACGAAUACCAGACCCUCUCCCAUGAGGAAAAUGACCGGCUCGAGGAACAGGAGGCCGACUCCCAUGUCCGCCAUGUCCUCGGUGAAGUGCGCCAUAAUCCCUGGCGGAAGUUCCCUAAGGGUCCGCGGAUGCGACGCGGCGAUGUGCCGAAUGCUUGUCGGAUUUAUGGGAGUCUUGAGGGAAAUAAGGUGCAGGGUGAUUUCCAUAUUACGGCGAGGGGGCAUGGAUACCGUGAGGUUGGGGCGCAUCUUGAUCAUUCGUCCUUCAACUUCUCCCACAUGAUAACUGAACUCUCCUUCGGCCCGCACUACCCAACCCUCCACAACCCUCUCGACAAGACAAUCGCCGAAAGCGACUCCCACUACUACAAGUUCCAGUACUUCCUCUCAGUAGUACCGACCCUCUACAGCCGGGGCAAGGGCGCGCUCGACGCAUACACUCGGUCCCCAAUGUCCGCGGCGGCACGCUCAGGCCGCGACACAGUCUUCACGAACCAGUACGCGGCUACGAGUCAGUCCGGCGCGAUUCCCGAGUCGCCGAUGGUUGUUCCGGGUAUCUUUUUCAAGUAUAACAUUGAGCCGAUUCUGCUGCUGGUUAGUGAGGAGCGCACUGGGUUCCUUGCGCUUCUUAUUCGGUUGAUUAAUACUGUUUCUGGAGUUCUUGUUACUGCGUGUUAG